GCUGGUGUCGCUGUGGCGUUUUAACUGCGCCUUCUACGGGCUAAAAACCAGCAGCGCUCUGUCGUAUUUGCCAUUUAAUAUACGUAUAGUGGUUUUUUUUUUUUUUUUUUUUAAACUUCGUGAUGGCUGAACUGUGCGGCCGCAUAGCGUCAUCACGGAAACCCCUGCUGUUUUUCGUUUUUUUCUGAAAGCUCCGCGGAAAUAAAGUGAAAGAGUGGGUGAGCGACUGGUCCUUGCAGAGCGGAUUUCAGCCCGUGUUGUGUUUGUCGAUCAGGGGCGGCCGAAUGGACGAGCCUGGCUUCAAAAUGACCUAAACCUCCCCGGAGAUGUCACUUAACACCGCGCUGAGUCCGUUCCCAGCACAGGUCAAGUGUGGUGGGUAGAUCGGCGGUAUGACCGAGGAGAAAUGUCCUCAGUUGGUGGAUUACUUUGUGGUGGCGGGGCUGGCGGGUGACUCGGCUCCACCAGACGAGGAAUGUCAGCAGAGAGGUGGCCGUGGCAUGGAGCCCAUCAGCGACCUGGCUGUGAUCGCCCGUGGCCUUGGAGAAGAGGUGCCCGAGGGCUUCACAUGCAUCGAGAAGACAUUGGGGGGCCAUCCAGCGGAGCUCAGUGCCGGCCUCAUCAACAACCCACACAUGUUCCUCUGCUACCGACGCAGCCAUGACAAACCGCCCAUUGUGGAGCUCGGUGUGCUGUAUGAUGGGAAAGAGGCAGUGAAGCAGGGUUGGCAUGUGAUCGAGACAACACCGUACAGCCGCUGUGCCAGUCUGAGCUCAGGAGGGCCUGCCACCCAUAAGACGUUCCUCAUGUUCCGGCGCGCCCCUGACUCACAGGCCCUAAACACACUGGGGGUGACCGAUAUCUCAUUACUCAUGCCCAGCAAGGGAGAAGUGGCACCACACACCUUUUGCAAAGUGGACAAAAACCUGAACACUGGCAUGUGGGGCCCAGCGCUGUACCUGUGCUAUAAGCGGGCUGUGGUGAAAGCCAACGCCCUGGUGUAUGAAGCAGGGCUGAUCAGCCGCUACCCUGAGGAGGAUCUUGAGUCGUUUGCGUUGCCAGACUCAGUCCCUGUCUUCUGUCUGCCCAUGGGUGUCACUGUAGAGAGCUGGCCACUGAAUACCAAGUACCAACUCCCUGUCUUCUCCACCUUUGUCCUCACCAGCGCAAGUGGAGAUAAGGUGUAUGGAGCUGCUAUCCAGUUCUACGAGGCAUACCCAAGGGAGGCUCUCUCUGAAAGGCAGCGGGUGCGGCUCGGGCUGGUCAGUGUUGUGGACCGCCGACCCAUCACUAACCGCAUGGUGCAGGUGAAGAAGAGCGUGUGUGUGCUCUCCCACUGGCCGUUCUUCACCGUCUUCCAGAAGUUUCUCACCUUCAUCUAUCGCUACUCCAUCUCUGGACCUCAUGUGCUGCCCAUUGAGAAGCAUAUCUCGAGUUUCUUGCACAACGUGCCCUUCCCUUCACCACAGCGACCACGCAUUCUGGUACAGCUCUCUCCAUACGACAACCUACUACUUUGUCAGCCAGUGUCCUCCCCCUUACCACUGAGUGGUGCCAGCUUUGUGAAACUCUUGCAGAAUCUGGGACCGGAGAACGCAUGUACCCUGCUGUUGGCUGUUCUUACUGAGCACAAGCUGCUGCUACAUUCCCUCCGGCCAGAUGUGCUGACCUCCGUCAGUGAAGCCCUGGUGUCGAUGACGUUUCCAUUGCGUUGGCCCUGUCCGUACAUCCCACUGUGCCCGCUACGGUGUGCAGAUGUGCUGUGCGCCCCAAUGCCCUUCAUCGUGGGCGUUCACUCCAGCUAUUUUGACCUGUACGACCCACCUUCAGAUGUGGUGUGUGUUGAUCUUGACACCAACACUAUUUUCCAAUCAGAAGACAAGAAACCCUUGUCGUGGAAAUCUUUACCCAGGAAACAUGGAAAAAUCCUGCUCAGCUCACUCACCCACCUGCACAAAACUUUGGAGAAAAGCUGUACCCCCGGUCAUGAAGAGGCAACCCUAGAGUUCUUGCUGACAGAUUACGACCUGAUCUAUGGGCGUCAAAAGCAGUUGGAGCUGGAGAUCCAGGAGGCCUUCCUGCGCUUUAUGAGCUGCCUCCUCAGAGGCUAUCGCUCCUACCUCCUGCCCAUCACCCAGGCUCCCUCAGACAGAACCACUGACUGCAGCUCCCUCUUCAAUUUGCAGGGGUUUCUAAAGUCUCGAGAUCGGACACAGCAGAAGUUUUAUUCCCUCCUCACCAAGACUCAGUUAUUCACGCAGUUUAUAGAGGAGUGCUCCUUCGUCAGCGACAGACACGCAUGCCUUGAAUUCUUUGAUGAGUGUGUUCAGAAGGUGGAUGUGGAGAAGCCAGAGGAGGUGAGGCUGAUAGAUCUUGAUGAGACGCACAGUGGAGAGCACACAGUGUUUAUAAUGCCACCAGAGGAGCCUCAAGAACCUGAUGGCUCUGAAUGCCCUGCACCCUACAGCUAUGAGACAUUUCCUGUUCUGCAUCCUGAGUUGUUUGACCGGCCUCUGGAUCAGCUCCGUACCACAGCGAAGGGAAGUGCCCCCAACAGCCCCGCCCCUCGCCGCACCAAACAGGAGAUCAAGCUGGCACAGAAAUUUGCGCAGAAGUACUCGGCUGUACCAGACAUGUGGUCCAAGUGCCUACUGGGCCACUGUUAUGGUCUGUGGUUCAUCUACCUGCCCACAUUUGUCCGGGCUGAGAGCACCAAGGUGCGGGCACUGCAGACUGCCUAUGAGGUGCUCAAGCACAUGGAGACACGGAAGGUUGUGCUGCCUGACGAGGUGUGCUACAGGAUCCUAAUGCAGCUGUGUGGGCAGUACGGGCAACCUGUGCUUGCUGUCAGGGUCCUGCUGGAGAUGAAGAAAGCAGGAAUCACUCCUAACGCCAUCACGUACGGGUACUACAAUAAGGCUGUGCUGGAGAGCAAGUGGCCAUCCACCAACCAAGGAGGUCGCCUUCGAUGGGCCAAGCUUCGCAACGUUCUUUUGGCUGUGGCACAGUUCAGGCAACCAAUCAAACACAGGCAAAAGAGCAACUCUAUUAGCUCAACACAAGGUAACUCCAACUAUAAUCUUCACCCGCACUCCACUCUUAAACGCCAGACCAGCUGGAGCGGUUUGAGUGAAAGUUCAAGCCACGAAUCGCUGACUGGUCCCAUCACUAAGAGCAACAGUCUAAGCAGUAUGCGACCCAACAAAUCCAUGUUAGUUAGGAAAGCAAUGUUACAAAACAAAAGCACUGAUGACCCCGCCUCCCGCAAACCUCCCAUUAGUCCUCGGGAUAUGGUUACACCCUCCCCAGUUCCCCCUGAUGACUUUGUUAGAGUGCGACGGAGUGAAGUCUGCUUAUCCACCUUUUACAAAGAGUGUGAAGAGCCAGAUACAGACUGCAGGUGCCAGCCAACCGAGAGAGAUGGCAGACCUGCAGAGCAGCGAGAAACGCUGAAUCGCAAGGCAGUAGAUGAGAACUCCAAUAACGUGUUGUCCCCGAAUCGUGGACUGGCAGGUAAACUGCAGCAGCUUCUCACACCCACGCGUCACCGGAACUCAUCACGCCGCGCAGCCAGCGUGGACGAACGACGGCCUGCCGCUAAUGGGCCGUCACGCAAAUCAUCUGAACAGAGACAGUCUCGCAAAUCACAGGUGGCCGAGACACUGCUGAAAGCCAGAGAGCGACUAUACAAUGCCACCUCAGAGAGCUCCUUGUCUGUAGGUAGUGACAUUGACCUGUCAGACCCUCCAAUUUCUGGUUUUUCACUCAGGAAGUCAUGGGAUUCGACACAGGAAGGGGCGGGGCUUGAGGUGUCGAUGUCGAGCUGUACUCUCUGCCGGAGCUGUAACUCGCUGGUGUAUGAUGAGGAGAUCAUGGCAGGCUGGACAUCUGAUGACUCCAAUCUUAACUCCAGCUGCCCAUUUUGUUCAGCAACCUUCGUACCACUGCUUAAUGCAGAGAUUUGUGAGCUUGGGCCUGUCAGCAGCAGUCAGUAUCACAAUAACCAGAACAUGGAGGAUCAGGUGGAGAGUGCAGUGAGGCCCCCUAGUGGACAUGAUGGCUUUCUGCAACAUCUGUAUAACGGUGAGACAGAGCAUGACUCCAGUUCAGAGACCAGCACAUACUCCGAGAGCAGCUGUAAUACUCUAAGCUCGCGUUUGGGUGGCUCCCCUCAGGUGACAGUGGCGUACUUGACCCCUCUGGUCUUGCGUAAGGAACUGGAAAGUCUUUUGGAGAACGAGGGAGAGAGCGUUCUCUCUCAGGUCCAAUUACUGGACAGCCACUCCAUCCUCUUCUGGAAUCUGGUGUGGUACUUCACUCGCCUUGGCCUCCCCAGCAAUCUGCUGCAACUGGUGCGGGCCUCUCCACUAGCGUCACAGAUUUCACAGAGCCCUGAGAAUACUUCAGUAAGGGUGAGGUUACUGUGGGACACUUUGGUGCCUGAUACGGAUUACUGGCCUCCUCUCUAUGUCCUCUGGAGAAUACACAGUGGAGUGCCGAUGCGUAACUACGCAUGGCGCAGACACAACCACCCCUUCACUCUGAGCUUUCUGGAGGAAGUACUGCGCUGUGUCGGUAUGAAUGAGGUACACAAGGCCAUCACGUUCUUCCUGGACACUAUCGCCAAGCAGCAAGGCACUCCCCGGAUACAGAGGAGUUUGUACAGGGAAUUUCUGUUUCUUACUUUGGCUGCUAUGGGCAAAAACCAUGUUGCUGCUUUUGACAAGAGGUACAAGGCUGCCUACGCCAGGCUGAGUAGUUCCCUGGGCCAUGAGGAGCUGAGGAGGAAGAGAGCUCAGCCACCCAGCCCCAAAGCCGUGGACUGUAGACGCUGUUUCCUAGUGCCCCUGGACUGCUGAGGGUCGACACUCACGCUCCACAGCUCAGACACUCUCUCUCUCUCUCUCUCUCUCUCUCUCUCGCUGUCUCUCUCUCUGUCUCUCUCUCUCUCUCUCUCUCUCUCUCUCUCUCUCUCACUCUCUCUAUGGCUGCCUCCUGCAAUUAUCCCUCCAAAGUCAGCCCUAAUUGGGCCUUUAGUUAAAGUCUCACACAUCUAUAUAUAUAACAGUCAGUGGACCGUUGUUCUGAAGCCCUACUUCUCCUGUCGCUCUGCAGCGUUAGGCACGCUGUACUUAUGAUAGAACUCAUUGGGCGAGAUAACUAUUCUCUUUGGCCAAGAAUGAGUUAUUUUGUUUUCAGUUUCCUCAUUUAAUUUUAUCGUGUCUGAACAGAUCUUUGUAUUUGUCCUACAGCAGAAAUGUAGACAUUCACUGCUGGGCUGAGUCUUCUCUUUGCCAAGUAAACCAGACAUUGCCAUCAUGCUUCAGUGGCAGUCUGAUCUAUCUGUCAGUCUGAUGAGCAGAUCGUUAUCAUACCAGCAUCACAAUAUAUACCAUUUGUUUUACAGACAAGGCCUCCUCAUCCCAUUACGCUUUAAGAGUGCACCUUCUGUAAUCCUGCCUCUCUGUAUGUGUGUGUGUGUGUGUGUGUGUGUGUGUGAGAGAGAGAGAGAUUGUAGCUUACCAGACCAGCCUCCAUUUGAAAACCCUUUAAGUUCCGCUCUCUUAUAACCUCUCUCUAUGUUGGGUCUUAUUGACUUCUGUUACUUGUGGUUAGCUGUGCCUCUAGCGAUUAGGCUGUGAGAGAGGAACUCUCAGUGCAUGAGGUCCACCACAACACUGGGAUGAAUCUUCAGACUGAUGGCCACUGAAGCGGAGGAAAGACUCCAAAUGGGAGCUACAGUGUGGUACGGACUGAGUCUGUGAUGUGGAGGGCAUACGGCUCUUCAUCUGAAAACAGGAGCACAGAGCUGAUUGGUAUAACAGGCAACCCAAAAAAAAGCACUGAAGACUGAACACCUGGGUACAAUGCAGUGGAGUGGUGUGAAUAAUGUAUAUGAACAUUAGGACCGGUGCCCUGCAAAAGACUCGUAACCAAAAGACUGUUUAAUUGGAAUUUACCUCCUUUUUUGUUUUGUUUUGUUAUUGUGUUUUACUUGUUUGCAGUCUGAUUUUAUUGUUUUAAAUAUACGGUAUGUGUGUAUGAGCCUUGCUGAUGUGUGUGUGUUCAGCUUUCAGUCAUCCAGAUGUUUAUUGAACAAACAAAAAAAGCCUUACAUUUCCAUUUUCCCAUGUUUAAAAUUAACCCUACCUUGCCUAUAAACCCUAAACCAUGAGACGCUAUACAACACGGAAAAACACUCCUAUCAACAGCAGUUAUCCAGCCAGAAACACACAGAGUUGACUCCACUUCCUGGACCUUUGUUUCGGCUCCGCCCAGGUAGUCCACCUCAAGGGAUAAUGGUAAAUGUAUACCAGGUGGGGCUGUGGUUUAGCGGGAUGGUGGUGUAUGGGGGAUGUGCUAAAGUUGUGACAUGCCAGUCAUUAAACCCAUAAUACAUACUCAAAACCCCACCCCCUGGCUACAAACUCCUGCCAAACUACAUCCAAACCUACAUUAUGCUUAAUGCUGUACUUUUGCUGGACCACUGAACAGCUGUGUGUGUAUGUGUGUGUGUAUGUAUGUGUGUGUAUGUAUGUGUGUGUAUGUGUGUAUGUGUGUGUGUGUAUGUGUGUGUGUGUAUGUGUGUGUGUGUAUGUGUGUAUGUGUGUGUGUAUGUGUGUGUGUAUGUGUGUGUGUGUAUGUGUGUGUGUGUAUGUGUGUGUGUGUAUGUGUGUGUGUGUAUGUGUGUGUGUGUAUGUGUGUGUGUGUAUGUGUGUGUGUGUAUGUAUGUGUGUAUGUAUGUGUGUGUGUAUGUGUGUGUGUAUGUGUGUGUGUAUGUGUGUGUGUGUGUGUGUGUGUUAGUGCUUCUUCAGCCCUUUCUGCCUUUUGUGAAAUGUUUUUAGUUGCCUCCGAGAGGCACAUACACACCUAGCUCAGCCCCCUAGCACUGUGUUGUAUUCUGCAGUAAGAAAUGCAUCUCACUAAGCUGCAUACUCGCACAACUGCCAAGUAACAGAGUCACACACAUUGACCUUAAAUCCAUACAGCACAGUCAGACUAAACUACAGCUCAUUUCGUAUCAGCAGGACUUUUGCAAUGCUAAACUGAUUCUAUGAUCACUCCUAACGUUGACACCGAGUUUAAAUGAGAAUGAAUCAUCCUCCCUGAUGGCCUUAUAACAACAGCUUAUUUCACUCUGGGAGUAAGUUUUGGAGGGGUGUCAUGGUGUCAGUGCUUCUCUCUGCAUAUAAAAGUUCAUUUCAUCUCCACUACUGAUUUGAAAGCAGUUGGUUGAUGUAAGGUUUCAAAUACAUUUUCAAAUGUUUCAAACAUGUGUUUAGGCAAUAGAUGAGUGCCAAGGUGGUCUGAAUUCUCCUCCAUCACUGUGGCUUCUGAUCAUUCAGCAAUAUUAAUAGGAGCAUCCUUUGAUAAGCUGUUUUAAUGCCAUCCUGUAUUACAAAGUUCAGCCUUAUAAUGUGACAAUGGCCUUCAAAUUUUCAUUUACCUCCUCGCGCUUAAUUAACGCUUCUGUUUUGUGUCUGUUCUCUUUAUUUCUUUAAGCCGUCCGUGGUGUCAUUUACAAGUCACUUUUAUGUGUCAUGUAUGUUUAAAGUGGUGAAGUGCAUAUAUGUUUCUGUGUGGAGCAAGUCACCUUAUAACAAAGAGAGAUAGAGUUUGCAAAUGAGUCAUUACAUGUUCCUCUGAAUAUUUGGAAAAACAGGGCUGGAAAGCUGUGAUUUAAUAGAACUAUAAUCAUUUCAGUAUAGAAAGGUCAUAAUGGUAGGAAUAUGCUGUGUAAUGUUUAGUCUUAGGACAGAAAUCUGCACUGACAUUAUUGUUAGUAAUUAGCUAGAGGUUAAAAAGGGGGGGAGUCAAAAAUAUGUUCCUGUUCAGGAAUGAAGUCCUCUUUCUUGCCAAUUUGUUGUGCCGUGUUGUAUAAUGAUGACCAGCAGGGGACAGCAUGCCAAAGGGAGUUUUACUGGAAAGGUUUGCAAUGAUUUCACUGUAUUUUAAUGCAUCUGACUGCAACAAGAGGAAAUCUGUGUUGAGACAGUUUUUAUUUUUUAAAAUUAAAUGGAAAAACAAGAUCGCAGAGCUAUAUUUAAGAUGUAUUGUGUUUGCUGUAGUAAUUUAUAUAGAUGUGAGUUCUGUCGUGAAUUUCUUUUUUUUAAUGUUUAAAAAACAAACAAACUCAU
This is a messenger RNA of Ictalurus furcatus (blue catfish), 8138 nucleotides long. Its product is annotated as DENN domain-containing protein 4B-like. NCBI's taxonomy places the organism in Eukaryota, Metazoa, Chordata, Actinopteri, Siluriformes, Ictaluridae. The coding region runs from base 393 to 4859 and encodes 1488 amino acids. Gene Ontology annotation, molecular function: protein binding. Gene Ontology annotation, cellular component: cytoplasmic vesicle. The transcript is spliced from 29 exons. The record is from RefSeq and is a predicted model, not a curated record. Gene Ontology annotation, biological process: regulation of Rab protein signal transduction.